AAUUUUGGUUCCUACUUUUUACAAUCAUUGAUCAUCUAACUACUCGGCUAAAACGAAGAAAUUUGAUCACAGCAUGAACACUUAGGUAGCAACUCAAUGCGGUUGAACCCUUUUUCAUUUAUACUUAAGACAGUUUUUGUGGAUGCCCUGAACUUGCCGUCGGUACAUUUUUUGCUCUGCUCUCCCGUAUGCCCUACAUCGACAUCCCAUCCAGAGACGACUACGUUUCCAUAUGGUACAUCACAAACUCCGAAUACGGGAACGUGGGCAGCUUUGACCCGGAGCGGCCUACCUGCAUCCUCCUCCAUCCUUUAUUUUUGGACUCGAGCUGGCUCAUAAGACACUUCGAUGAUCCCAGGCUGUCCCAGGAUUAUAACUUGAUAGCCUUUGAUCAGCGGACUUGCGGACGGUCGCGGUGUAGACCCAGCCAAUGGCACGACAGCUACGUUGACGCAGCCGAUCUUGCUAUGGUCUGUCAGGCACUGCUCUUGCCUCCUGCACACAUAUUGGCAUUCGAGGGAAUCUCUGUCAAUGCCGCUCUCAGACUUACUGCACUGUGGCCCGAACAAGUCCUCAGUCUAACGUUAUGUGACGUCCCCCCUCCCACAGAACUUCAAUGGGUCUUCCAUGCUUACGACGAGCUCCUUCAGUUGUGGUGUUACGCGCCUGACCUUGAUUCAUUCGAACAUGCGGGCAACGAAGUGGUGACUUUCAUGACUGGGGAGAGCGACAAUCUAGACCUUCAAGAUGACUUAAUAGCCUACUGGGAAAAAUACACACCUCCGACGAAACGUUUGCAGAUAGUGGAGCUUGUCAAUAUUAUGAUGAACCGCACACUUUUGAAGCCCGAAGAACUUGCUAGUAUCACUUGCCCUGUUCUUAUUAUCCAGGGAGAAUCAAGUACGACAGCUCCACUAAAAUACGCAGAGAAACUUAAACAGCAUUUAAUCAACGCCAAAGAUGGACCUCGGUUGUACGUUGUCAAGGGUGCUAAAGCUUGCCUGAACAUCCACCCUGGCAGCGCCUCGAUAGUGAACCGGGUCUUCUCGGGGUUUCUUGCACAGCAGCCUCAUUCACGGUCCGAUCUUCUUCCUGCAAGGAUGUCCAUACGGGAACGGUCGGAGAUCGCUCUAUCGAAGCUUGCUGACCUUGUCGGCGACCCAUCCAUUGCUCAUAGGGAUCCUCGUUCCUCCCUCUCGUUUUCAUGCGUCAAACCCGAUGUCGCGAAAAGUCAGAUGGAAAAUCUACUGUUUUACGCGAAGGACUUGGAUCAAGCAUACUGUCCACUUGGGAGAGAUGGUCGACCGAUGCGGAAGUACUCUGAACGGAAGAAGGAGGCUCACUGGUUCCAAGGAGAUAAGCAUGGCAAUAGUUACAUCGACACUUCCGAGCUCAAAGCCGCUCGCAACUUCAAGUACAAAAUUUCGAACUCUAAAUCUUCAAACUCUCCGGAGCGUCCAGUGGCAGGAUCUUUAACUACGAACAAAGACAGCCUAGUCACAGACGAGGUGGCACAGGAUGGUCGCAUGCGGCGAACGACCUACAGUGCUAGUUCGGUCGACAAGCACGUUAUCAAAGGAACGAUGCAGAAGGUGGUAACACAAAGUGCUCAUCUGCCAAAGGGAAUAAUAACGAAGGCUAUGUUACCAUCAUGACUCGGUGAUCAUGAUAUCUUGAUGAUAUCUGUACAAAAUAUUCACUCAUAUUUGUCUUUUACCAAAGCUAUUUCUACAGAACGCAUACGACGUUUGGAUCCUUCACAGCUACUGAUAUGUUUUGGAACAUGUAUAAAUACUGAUCUCAA
Messenger RNA from Suillus paluster, 1804 nucleotides. RefSeq names its product alpha/beta-hydrolase. NCBI's taxonomy places the organism in Eukaryota, Fungi, Basidiomycota, Agaricomycetes, Boletales, Suillaceae. The transcript is spliced from 11 exons. Bases 189 to 1655 code for a protein of 488 amino acids. The record is from RefSeq and is a predicted model, not a curated record.